Messenger RNA from Monoraphidium neglectum, 576 nucleotides. RefSeq lists its product as hypothetical. The transcript is spliced from 3 exons. Gene Ontology annotation, biological process: SCF-dependent proteasomal ubiquitin-dependent protein catabolic process. NCBI's taxonomy places the organism in Eukaryota, Viridiplantae, Chlorophyta, Chlorophyceae, Sphaeropleales, Selenastraceae. The coding region runs from base 1 to 576 and encodes 191 amino acids. The record is from RefSeq and is a predicted model, not a curated record. Gene Ontology annotation, cellular component: SCF ubiquitin ligase complex.
AUGGCGGGCUGCGCCGCCCUGGACGACGCGGGCGCGGCCGCGGCCGCGGCGGCGCUGGGCGCGCGGCUGCGGCGUCUGGACCUGUCGGGGUGCGAGCGCGUGGGGGAGGGCGGCGCGGCGGCGCUGCUGGCGGCCGCGGCGGGGCUGCGCAGCCUGUCGCUGGCCGGCAACAGGAACGUCGGCGCCAGGACGCUUGCUGCUGCCGCGCGCCUGCGCCACCUGCGGCGCCUGGACGCGGCGCUCUGCUGCGGCGUCGACGACGCCGCGCUGGCCCGGCUGGCGGCCUGCCCCUCGCUGGCGGACGUGAACGUGCGCGCCUGCUGGCGCCUGUCGGAGCAAGGCAUCCACGCGCUGCUGACGCGCAGCACGUCCAUCGUGUCGCUCAACGUGGAGGGCUGCCACCGCCUCUUCGGCUGCCAGGGCGCCGUGCCAACCGGCUUCGACCCACAGCAGGACCCGCGGCGCCCGGGCGUGCUAUCCCGGCGGCCGCCAGGAGCGGAGCCCGUCGGCGCUGGAGCCGGCACGGAGCGCCCAGCGGCCGCGGCGGGGCAGAUGCCCAUAGUUGUGAUUGCUUGA